AUGGAAUUGAAAACAAGCUAUAAAAAUACUACAUUAUCUCCCAUCUAUGCGGGUACCAGUUCAGUGGCAUCUAUCUCUUCGGAUGGUUCUAUUCUAGCAACUCCAAUCUUGGAUGAAAUUAAUAUUGUCAAAUUUAUCGACAACAAUUCUUACUUAUUAGAUAAUGUUUCAAAUGAUGAUGAACAAGAAAUUACAGCCUUGCAAUUAUCACCAGAUGGGAAAUAUCUUUGUUAUGCAUCUACAAAUCAAUUAUUAAAAAUUUAUAAUAUUGUGGAAAAAAAAUUUGUUAAAUCACUCAAAAUUUCAUCUCCAUCCUAUGUUAUGUCUAUAGAUCAAACCUCUACUCUAUUGGCCGUUGGUGGUACUGAUGGUAGUGUUACUGUUAUUGAUAUUGAAAAUUCUUAUAUUACUCAUUCAUUCAAAGGUCAUGGUGCUACCAUUUCCGCUGUUAAAUUUUAUUCAGACGCUAGUACUCAAAAUAAUGAAGGAUGGUUAUUAUUUUCUGGUGAUACAGCAGGUAUGAUUAAAGUUUGUGAUAUGGUAAAAAGAAGAUGUUUAUAUACGUUUCAAGAGCAUACAUCUGCCAUUAGAGGUUUAGAUAUCCGUCUUUCACCAUCUCACGUUGAGAAUGAUGAACCAUUACUUCAAUUGUUAAGUGGUGGGAGAGAUGAUAUUGUAAAUCUAUGGGAAUUUAAUUUGAGAAGAAAAUCUAAAUUAAUUAAAACUAUACCUGUAUAUCAACAAGUUGAAGCAUGUGGUUUCUUAAAUGGAAAUUAUGAAGAUUUAAUUUAUACUGGUGGUAGUGAUGCAAUUUUCCAAAUAUUAUCUAUAUCAUCCAAUAAAAUUUUGAAGAAAACUUUAAAACCAAUUGAAGAACUAUUCAUAAUUGGUGUUUUACCAAUUUUAGAUAAUUCUAAAUUUUACUUAGUUUUAUCUGAUCAAACUCUACUACUAGUAGACGUUGAAGAAAAUAUGGCUGAAGAUGAAAAUCCAUCUGAAUAUGUAGAUCAUACCAUUAUUAAGAUCGAAAAUUCUAUUGCAGGUAACCAUGGUACCAUUGCAGAUAUGAGAGUUGUUGAUCCUACAUUAUCUAAAUUAGCUCUAGCUACAAAUUCUCCUACAUUAAGAAUUAUCCCAAUUUCAGAAGCAAACGAAGAAGCUGAUAGUAAAGAUGCACUAUCGCGUAUCCCAAUUGAUGUCGAUAUGUACGAAGGUCAUACUGAUUUAUUAAAUUCUUUAGAUUCAACAGAAGAUAGUUUAUGGAUUGCCACUGCUUCAAAAGAUAAUUCAUGUAUUUUAUGGAGGUACAAUGCGGUUUUAGAAAAAUAUCAAAUAUACGCCAAAUUUCUUGGACAUGCUUCCUCAGUUACAGCAGUUGGUUUACCAAAUGUUUUGACUAAAAACUAUCCAGAUUAUGUUAUAACUGCAUCAAAUGAUUCUACUAUCAAAAAAUGGAAAGUUCCAAAACCAACCAAAAAUCUUGAUAAUAACGAUUCAUUUAAACCACAUGAAGUUAAACUAUCUGAAUAUACACGUCGUGCUCAUGAUAAAGAUAUUAAUGCCUUAUCAAUUUCACCUAAUGAUUCUAUUUUUGCUACUGCAUCCUACGAUAAGACUUGUAAGAUUUGGGAUUUGGAAUCUGGUGAUUUAAAGGCAACAUUGGUUAAUCACAAAAGAGGUCUAUGGGAUGUUUCUUUCUGUCAAUAUGAUAAAUUUAUUGUAACUGCAUCUGGUGAUAAAACAAUCAAGAUGUGGUCCUUAGAUACAUUUACUGUUGUUAAAACUUUUGAAGGUCAUUCUAAUGCAGUUCAAAGAUGUCAAUUUAUAAAUAAACAAAAGCAAUUAGUAAGUUGUGGUGCAGAUGGUUUAAUUAAAAUCUGGGAUUGUUCGUCAGGUGAAUGUAUUAAGACAUUAGAUGGCCACUCCAAUAGAAUCUGGGCAUUAAGUGUAAUUAAUGAUGGUGAUGUGAUUAUUAGUGCAGAUGCAGAUGGUGUUUUCCAAUUUUGGAGAGAUUGUACAGGGGAAAAUAGAGAAAAAGAUUUAGAAAAAGAAAGAUUAAAAGUAGAACAAGAACAAAGUUUACAAAACUAUUUAGCUAAUGAAGACUGGACCAAUGCAUUUUUAUUAGCUAUGACAUUAGAUCAUCCAUUAAGAUUAUUUAAUGUUUUAAGAAAAUCUUUGGGUGGUAAAGAAGGUAGUACAAGUUCAGAUGAUGAUACAAAGAAAGAUGCAGAUGGGAAACCAAUAUUAUUUAAUAAAGAAUUGGAUAAUGUCAUAGCCAACUUAAGUAAUGACCAAGUUUUAUUAUUAAUGAAGAGAUGUAGAGAUUGGAAUACCAAUGCACGUACACAUUUAGUUGCUCAAAGAUGUAUAAGAUGUAUUUUGUUACAUUAUAAUAUAUCUGAUCUAAGUGAAAUUCCAGGAAUGAUACAGAUUGUCGAUAGCAUAAUUCCUUAUACACAAAGACAUUAUGCUAAAGUGGAUGGUUUAUUGGAGGAAAGUUAUAUAUUGGAUUAUUCACUUAUUCAAAUGGAUAAAAUAUUUUAG
Molecule: messenger RNA, 2547 nt
Organism: Henningerozyma blattae CBS 6284
Lineage: Eukaryota; Fungi; Ascomycota; Saccharomycetes; Saccharomycetales; Saccharomycetaceae
Gene: UTP13
Product: U3 snoRNA-associated protein UTP13
Exons: 1
Coding region: 1-2547 (848 amino acids)
Biological process (GO): endonucleolytic cleavage to generate mature 5'-end of SSU-rRNA from (SSU-rRNA, 5.8S rRNA, LSU-rRNA); endonucleolytic cleavage in 5'-ETS of tricistronic rRNA transcript (SSU-rRNA, 5.8S rRNA, LSU-rRNA)
Cellular component (GO): 90S preribosome; small-subunit processome; nucleolus
Molecular function (GO): U3 snoRNA binding; protein binding
Source: RefSeq, a predicted model, not a curated record